UGCAGUAUUUGUUCAGAUUCUGAAGGUCAGGAUGAUGACCAUGUGACAGGUUUAGAUGACGUUCUCAUGACAGCACAUAUGGCAGAGUACGGAUGGGGACUCUCUGAGGAACUCGUCAGAAAGGCCCGCACUGAACUCAAUGAGGAUCCUGAGAAAUUUGCCGAGUUCAUCACAGCAGUUACUGAUCAAAUUGUCACAAGGCCAGAUAUAACUUUCCUGAGAACAGACGAAGCAUUUGUGACAAGAUUUCUUCGAGCACGGAAGUACGACACAUUUGAGGCAUUUAAGCUGUAUGCCCGUUAUUUUGAAUUUCGCCAGGACAACACCAAUCUUUUUAAGAAAUUUCAAGCAUCAGAGCCUGGAAUUAAGGAUGCCUUGUACGAUGGUCUGCCAGGAGUCUUGCCAAACCUUGAUCACUAUGGACGUAAAAUUAUUGUUCUGUAUUCCGCAAAUUGGGACAAUAAUCGGUAUGGUUUGGCAUCUAUAUAUCGAGCAAUACUACUGACUCUAGAAAAGUUGAUUGAUGAUGAUGAAGCUCAAAUCAAUGGGUUUGUGGUUAUUGUCGACUGGAGUCAGUUUACGUUUAAACAGUCAACAUGGCUUAGUCCAAAAGUUCUCAAGUUGAUGAUCGAGGGGCUACAGGACUGUUUUCCGGCACGGUUUGGAGCAAUACACUUUGUCAAUCAGCCAUGGUACAUUGAAGCUGUCUUUAAGAUGCUUAAACCCUUCCUAAAGGAGAAAAGUAAAGAUAAGAUCCAUAUGCACGGUAUAAACUUGGGCACACUUCACGUUCAUAUCCACAAGGAGGUUUUGCCAGCGGAGCUUGGUGGCACACUACCGCCAUACAACAACUUGGUCUGGGCUAAAGAGCUGAUUGGAGACGAGAGCUUUAGCUUUGGUGAUAAACAGAUCUACUGGCCCGGCCAUUGUUCUAAGUCUCGUGCUGUACGGUCUGAAUCAUUCCCCAUUGACCACUUCUCCAGCCAUGCUGACCAUGGAUCAGGAGAUGAAACAGGUACACACCUGGAUGAAGAGUUCUUCCUUAUAGAAUAGUCAGUGAUAACCCUCAUACAACAAACUCUAAACAAAUAGCCGUUAUUAAGUAUAAGAUAUAGUAGGUAAUUUCAUAAGGUGGGUACUUUUUGGCAUUGUUUUACAAAUUUGAGAGAAAAAUGAAAAAAAAAUCUUUGACGAUUUUCCCUUCUGAAUUCAUACUUUAUCAGGGGUACUGUAACAUUUUAACAAAACUUAA
Molecule: messenger RNA, 1252 nt
Organism: Ylistrum balloti
Lineage: Eukaryota; Metazoa; Mollusca; Bivalvia; Pectinida; Pectinidae
Product: clavesin-2-like
Exons: 6
Coding region: 67-1053 (328 amino acids)
Cellular component (GO): membrane
Molecular function (GO): phosphatidylinositol bisphosphate binding
Source: RefSeq, a predicted model, not a curated record